AUGGUGAGGCCCUGGCAGACCCCACGGCCCCUACUGGCCAUCCUGGUGACUCUGGUGGCCCUCACCUACCAAGCAAGGAAGAAAACCAGCAUCAGCAUCAGGGAGGUGUCCGCAGAGGAAACGGACUCAAAGAGCACCUUGCAGUUUGUGGUCGAUGAGUACAACAAGGAAAGCAACGACGAGUACAACUUUAGGAUCCUCCGAGUCCUGAAGAUCCUGACGCAGAUAACGGACCACUUGGAGUAUCACCUUACUGUGGAAAUGUGGCGGACCACUUGCCGGAAGUCAGAGACCAUGAACUGUGUCCCCCAGGAAGGGGAGCUUCAUAAGCAAAUCACAUGCAACUUCUCAGUGUUUGCUGCACCCUGGUUUGAAAAGUACAAAAUCCGGAGCAAAAACUGCAACAAUGGCUAG
Otolemur garnettii (small-eared galago) is the source of this 414-nucleotide messenger RNA. RefSeq names its product cystatin 11 (gene CST11). The record is from RefSeq and is a predicted model, not a curated record. Gene Ontology annotation, cellular component: cytoplasm; sperm flagellum; sperm head. Gene Ontology annotation, biological process: defense response to Gram-negative bacterium. NCBI's taxonomy places the organism in Eukaryota, Metazoa, Chordata, Mammalia, Primates, Galagidae. Gene Ontology annotation, molecular function: cysteine-type endopeptidase inhibitor activity. The transcript is spliced from 3 exons. The coding region runs from base 1 to 414 and encodes 137 amino acids.